AUGACAGACGCGUCUCGCUGGAAGGCAACCCUCUACGUCGGAGGCUUGCCCGCCGCGGCAACAGAGGCGAGCCUGCACGAUGCAUUCAUCCCCUUUGGUGAAAUAGCCGACGUGAAGAUGCCCAAGAACGACAACCCAAAAUCGGCAGAGACGCACAGGGGCUUUGCAUAUGUCGAGUAUGAGGAUGCAGAUGAUGCCAAAGAAGCCAUGGACAAUAUGGAUCAGUCAGAAUUCUUUGGAAGAAUCAUCAAGGUCCAUGCUGCGAAGCCACCAAAGAGUGCUAACGAGGGACUUGGCAGCAAGACGGCCGUCUGGGAGCAGGAGGGGUGGCUUGCAAAAAAUGCCGUCAGUGAGGAGGAUAGGUUGACUGGAGAUCAGUCAGCUGUGGCGGCGGAACCUGCUUCUCCAGCAGAAGAUCCUAUGCAGGGGCUGGAAGGAUUGGAUGUUGCCGGUCCUAGACCUGAGUGA
This is a messenger RNA of Pyricularia pennisetigena, 468 nucleotides long. RefSeq lists its product as uncharacterized. Gene Ontology annotation, molecular function: RNA binding. The coding region runs from base 1 to 468 and encodes 155 amino acids. Lineage: Eukaryota; Fungi; Ascomycota; Sordariomycetes; Magnaporthales; Pyriculariaceae. The transcript is spliced from 2 exons. The record is from RefSeq and is a predicted model, not a curated record.